CCUGAGAACAUGGCGAAUUUCACGGAAGCAACGUCCUCUCCGCAGUUUGAAGACUUGUUAAAAAAGGCCGGCAAUUCACUCACGGUGGUCCAUUUCCUAGCAUCAUGGGCGCCCCAGUGCACUCAGAUGAACGAUGUGAUGGAGGAGCUGGCGAAGGAACACAAACACACCACUUUUGUCAAGUUGGAAGCUGAGGCAGUGCCAGAAGUAUCAGAAAAAUAUGAGAUCAGCUCAGUGCCCACCUUCCUCUUCUUUAAGAACGGGGAGAAGAUUGACAGGCUGGACGGAGCUCAUGCCCCAGAGCUGACUAAGAAGGUGCAGAAGCUGUCCAGCGGGGGGGCCAUGCCGGGGUCCGGAGACAUCCCUAAAGAGGAUCUUAACGAACGUCUGAAGAGACUGAUCAACGCCGCGCCCUGCAUGCUCUUCAUGAAGGGCUCGCCCCAGGAGCCCCGCUGCGGUUUCAGCCGACAGAUCAUUCAGAUUCUGAAGGAUCACAGCGUCCAGUACAGCAGCUUCGACAUCCUGUCUGACGAGGAGGUGAGACAGGGUCUGAAGACCUACUCCAACUGGCCCACGUACCCCCAGGUCUACGUCAACGGAGAUCUGAUCGGGGGACUGGAUAUCAUCAAGGAGCUGGCUGAAUCCGGAGAACUUGAAAACACCUUCCCUAAGAGUGUCUCUCUGGAGCACAGGUUGAAGUCACUCAUCAACAAAUGUCCUGUGAUGCUGUUUAUGAAAGGCAAUAAAGAGGCAGCCAAAUGUGGAUUCAGUCGUCAGAUCCUUGAAAUAAUGAACGGCACGGGGGUGGAUUAUGACACAUUUGACAUCCUGCAAGAUGAAGAGGUCAGACAAGGACUGAAGACAUACUCCAACUGGCCCACAUACCCACAGCUUUAUGUGAAAGGAGAACUGAUUGGUGGACUGGAUAUUGUGAAGGAACUCAAAGAGAAUGGUGAGCUGGUAUCUGUCCUUAAGGGGGAGAGUUAGAUCACUGCACGUCUGCUGAUAGGUCAAGAGUCAUUAUACUAACACUGCUGAUUGGAAGAAGAACACAGUGCCAGCACCUCUGUUUGACAGGGAAACAAAAUCAGCUGCAGACUUCUGCUGCCAAUGGAGAUUUGACUUAAGAGUUCAGAACUGAAUAAAUCAAGUCUUAUUCCAACUGAAGUACUUAUUUUGUAUUGACUCUCUCUAUAUACUCAUACAUGUAUUUGGAGAUCAUACAAAACAAAUAUCAACCUUGAGAGAAGCUGCAAGUUCAAUAAAUUCAUCUAUGUCACAAUGGUGUCCUUCAUUGUUUUAGGAAUAGAUAUCAGCUACCAGUUUUACCCAGUGUUAACUGGAUUAGAACGUUGCUAAUAUUUGACCUGUCAUUUGAUUGUUAAUCAUUGUUGUUGCCAUGGUAAUUCUGAGUGGCUAGGUGUUGCCAAGACAGGAUGUGGCUAUGGGAAACCUAGGUCUCCUUUUAUCAUUGUUUUGCCCUGCUGUCAGAAAUUAAAAUGUAUUAGAAUAGUUCUGUUUCCCCCAUUUAUUUGUACCCCCUACUCUACUCACUGUUUCAAAGUGAAUUGUGUGGAAAAUGAAUAUGAAUUGAAACGGCUUUCCUGGAACAAACUGUCCACCGCUGUUAUAACAGCACCCCAAAAAUGGCUCUGUCAAACAAUCAUCAAAAAUCACAAGCCUGUCACCUCCGGCACUGUAUUUGUGUUCAAUUGUAAGGAGACAUUAUUUGGGUUAAUUUAGCAGUCCUGCGGGGCCUUGCGGCUGGAUAUUGGUUCGCAGCAAAAAAUUA
Chanos chanos (milkfish) is the source of this 1792-nucleotide messenger RNA. It is a transcript of the gene glrx3, whose product is annotated as glutaredoxin 3. Bases 10 to 987 code for a protein of 325 amino acids. Gene Ontology annotation, biological process: intracellular iron ion homeostasis. The transcript is spliced from 11 exons. NCBI's taxonomy places the organism in Eukaryota, Metazoa, Chordata, Actinopteri, Gonorynchiformes, Chanidae. Gene Ontology annotation, cellular component: cytosol; nucleus. The record is from RefSeq and is a predicted model, not a curated record.